ACGUAUUCGCUGGUCUCCGCGGUACAAUGUGUCCCAGAUUCCUAGAAAAACGAAUGAGAUAAGAACUAAUUUCUUUUCAGAUACAACAAGAAUCAGUGACUCAUCGACAUCGAUUUGUUGUCUAAUUGAUCAUUUCUCACUGAGUGAAAUUUUAUUAAAUUCAGCUUAAGAAAUUAAAUACUUCGGGAAUUACUUUAGAUUUCGACGUCAGUGAAAUAAUAAAAAAAAAAAACUAAAAUAGGUGCAUUUAAAAUUAAUCAACAAUUUUUUAAAUCUUAUAUACAUGAAAGAUGCAACCAGAAGAAUCAAACUCGGUCAUUUUUAAUGGAAUUACGCGUCGGAGAUUGUGGGAAUUAUUGGGAACUGCUUGCGUCUUCCUGCUCGCACCUCUCAUCGUGAUCGCUCUAAUCUUUUUAUACAUUUAUCGCCGUUCGGUCGAGAUCGCGUUAAGAAUCCAGUUGCGGAGCAAGUUCGCCGGUCUUUUGAAAGGCGCGGAUUGCGUAUGGGCCGUUGAGGACGUUUCUCUAUCCGUUGUCAACAUCUUGAUGAUACUGGAGAAGGCCGCGCGGGACUCAAACGCGAUCUUCCUAGAGGCUUUCAGAAAUCUGAUAAACGAACGCAUUGUUUCGAAGGCCGCUGGCACGACGCUUGAGAAACUGUUCUACCUUCGAAGCCAGAAAUUCGGCUACUAUUUUUGGGAGAGAAGCGAGAAAGUGGACCUUAAAGACAGGAUCAGAUGGCUGGAAUGUGUAAACGCCAACUGCGACGGGUCCUGCGAGGAUAUCUCCAGCGAGUCCUUCAGAAAGACCUUGGAAAAUGUGUGCAAUAGACCGUUGCCCGAAGAUCACCGGGCCGCGUGGGAGAUUCUCGUCGGACGACGAUGCCCGAGGUCCAGAUCUCACGUCGAAGAGGGCCGCUUGUGUCCCGAGGAGUGCUUCAAUACCGACAUCCGAAAAAUUCCCGUGUUAUUUCGCGUUCAUCAUUCCCUGGGCGAUGGAGUGGCCCUUCUGGGCCUAUUACUCAAAACGAUCGCAGAGGAGGACGGGGGUGACAGGAAAGAGGCGAGAGUGAAGAUCAAGAGCAUCGCCUCGUCAGACGAGACUGAAGAACGUUUCAAAGAGAUCGUCCCGGCGUUGCACAAUUCGCAGAGGAGUUUCCAGCACGGGACGGAUGUUGUGCGAUUCUAUGAAAAGAAUAUUCUUGCUGCAUCGAUGCCAUUUACUUACGUAACGUUCUCACGAAUUGUGCAAGACUUACGAAAUCAUUUCCGUGCGUCGUCAAAGCUUCUCAAUAAUGUAACAAUCGAGUCGUUGAGACAGCAAGCAAAAAUGUCGAUCGAGCGUAUAUCGUUGAGUUUCAAAGUUAUCGUACUGAAACAACUGUACGGAAGAAUUAAAGAGGUCACGCGACUAACGAUGGCUUUACUUUCUUUUCCAAAAUUCUUCGUUCAACAAGCUGUUCGUAGCAUGGACGAAAACGCUCUGCAUGGUCCACCUCAAACGGGUGAAAAGAUAAUGUUUUACCGGCUAGAUAACGUGACGAAUGAAAAAUCAUUGAAUCUUUUGAUGAAAAUUCGCGAAAUAAGAAAAAAUACAGGUGCCAAAUUUGAAGAUGUAAUAUUGGCAGCUUUUUCCGCUAGUGUAUACAAAUACCAUUUACGCAUCCAGAAAACAGUUCCCGAUACGUUAACAGCUAUCUUGCCAAUAAGAAUGGCAAUGCCUGACGAAAAUUUAACAUUAGAUAACAAGUUUUCGAUUGCACUCUUGCGAAUUUGUAUCUCUAAUGUGAACGGGCAAACAAUCGAGUCAAGUCAGGAUUCUCAAUUUUUUAAGCGUCUUCAAGAUAUUACAAGAGCAAAUAAUGAGCUCAGAAAGAGUUCAGACAUUUUGCUUAAUUAUUGGUUCAUGAAGUAUCUAUCCGCGCUACUGCCGGUGAAAAUGUUGAAGGCUUCUCUUUUAAGUCACAGCACGAUGGCAUUUAGCAAUAUGCGCGGACCGGAAAAAGUUCGUAUUUUGAAUAACUCUUUGAGCAACAUUGCUUUCUGGAUACCAAACAAAAGUACUACUGCUCUUGGCCUAUCUCUGUUUAGUUACGGAGGCAAUUUACAACUGUCUUUAAUAGCUGAUAAGUCAAUCGUGAAGGACGAAACACUUUUAACGGAGCUAUUAGAAAAUACUGUACAUGAAAUAGAAACUGCUCAUAAUCAUGUUGUACUGAUGCGCCUAUUGAAACCAUCUGUUUUUCCGAUAGAAACAUCCGCGGAAAAUGAUAUUGGCGUGUUUCAAGAAAGAAAUAUGAACAACUGAAAUAUUUGAUCUCUUUUAGUAAGGUACUCUUAAAAUUAAUGCAUUUGUGUCAAGAGUAUAAAUUACUUUAAUAAAUUUACAUAUUAAGUAAUAUACGUUUUUUAUGGAAUCAUUUACACAGAUUAAUAAUCUAAUCUUUUUCAUAAAUUUGUUUAAAACUGUAUUUUGUGAAUAAAGUUUUUUCAAUCUAUA
Messenger RNA from Wasmannia auropunctata (little fire ant), 2498 nucleotides. RefSeq lists its product as uncharacterized. The record is from RefSeq and is a predicted model, not a curated record. Bases 291 to 2306 code for a protein of 671 amino acids. Gene Ontology annotation, molecular function: diacylglycerol O-acyltransferase activity; long-chain-alcohol O-fatty-acyltransferase activity. Gene Ontology annotation, cellular component: plasma membrane. Lineage: Eukaryota; Metazoa; Arthropoda; Insecta; Hymenoptera; Formicidae. Gene Ontology annotation, biological process: triglyceride biosynthetic process. The transcript has 6 exons.